ACAUUUUGAUUUCCCAAACCUUCCCCGAGUUCCCAAUCUUCCAAGCAACCUACUCCACAUUUUCUUUCUCAACCAGAAACUUUUAUUAUUUUCCCAUCUCACAACGAUAUUUCAAAUCCCCCCCUCUCCUCUCCUCUUCAAAUUCCAAUUCCCACUCACACCCACACCCACCCACACAAAAACACACACAAUUUCCAACUCUCUCUCUCUCUAAAAAGAAGGGUAGGUCUGCUUAAGCCGUUGAGACAACUACCGAGUCUCUCUGACUUUAAAAACUCUCUCUCUCUCUCUUUGAUGCAAGUUUUCCGGAGCUUCAUAUUGGAAUCGGACUCGGACCCAUGUUGAGCUGGACCUCCUCCUAUUGCUCUCACUCUCUCACCCACCACCGCCCUCUGCUUUUUCGUCCCUCUAUCUCUCGAAACAUUAGGGUUCCGACCCGACCCGUUCCUCUCUGCCCCAAUACCCGAACUCUCCGAACUUCUCAAUCUUUCACCCUCUCAUACAACAAAUUGAAAAUUUCAUGCUUUAGAAAUGAGGAAUUUGCUGCAGAAACCCCAAAGAAGGAAUUUAUUGAACAUUAUUUGCCUGAGGAAUUGGUGAAGUCGGAAAACGAUAAUUCAAGCGCGGUUAAAAGAGAUUGGGGUUCCACUCUUAGAGAGGUUGCAAAUGCAGUGUUUAGGGUGAUUGGGAGCCAAUGGACUGUACCUUGGACGGCAGAGACCAUACUGCAGGUUAUGCUUCUUUGGAUUGCUGCAUUCUGGUUCAUAGGCUCAUGGAUGGUUCCAUUUGCAGCUCACGUGGCAGGCUUCAACAAGGAAUCCUUGACUUUUAGAGGACAAGCCUUAUUCAGCCUCAUAACUGAUGUAACUGAAGGCAUUGCUGGAAUUGCAAUCCUUCAUCGUUGCCUGUCCAGGUUUCGUCCUCUCCCACCUGAUUGGUUUAAGCUUAGCCUGAGAGGAAACUGGCAUAUUGAUGUUCUUCUGGGAUGUCUCAUGUUUCCCCUGGUCAAUCGACUCUCACAGUUCAACCUUAACCUUCUGCCUCUAUUGCCUUCAACACCUGUCACGAUCUCAAGUGUUGAGCAGUCAAUUUUGGCUAGGGAUCCUGUGGCAAUGGCAUUGUAUGCAAUAGUAGUUUCAAUUUGUGCUCCUGUCUGGGAGGAAAUAGUCUUCCGUGGUUUCCUUCUUCCUUCCUUGACCAAGUACAUGCCUGUAUGGUGUGCAGUGCUGGUGAGCUCGGUUGUCUUUGCUCUAGCACAUUUUAAUGUACAGAGGAUGCUACCGCUUGUAUUUCUUGGGGUGGUAAUGGGUGUUAUUUUUACACGGUCGAGGAAUCUAGUACCAUCAAUGCUCUUGCAUAGCCUUUGGAAUGCAUUUGUGUUCUUGGAUUUAAUGAAAUAGCUUCUUGAAGUUGUGCUUAAUAUGUAAGUUCGGUGAUAGGUUAAUCUAAUGUAAAUGAAGCACAACUUCAGUCUGAUUUCAUGGGGCUGCAAUUCUUUGAAGGAUCUAGCCUGUGCCCCUUACAAGGAUGGAUGCCUACCCGCAUCAGCAAAGUUGAUCAAACAUUGCUCACACAGAAAGCAGUAUAAAAGUCCUCCAACUGAAUGCAAGAAGUAUCGGGCUGUUGGGUUAUUCCAUCAAAAUUUGUAUGUUGAGAGCAUCAAUCUACUACUUUGUUCAUGUCAUUAAUGACAUACAUGGUAUAAAGUAAAGAAGCAGAAUGUGAACAAUCAUUUUUCCCAAAAGGAUCUUGCAACUUGCAUUCCAGCAAUGUAAAACGCUUUUGUAAAUUUCUUGAUCGUC
Messenger RNA from Quercus lobata, 1802 nucleotides. RefSeq names its product CAAX amino terminal protease family protein. Bases 339 to 1400 code for a protein of 353 amino acids. Gene Ontology annotation, biological process: CAAX-box protein processing. Lineage: Eukaryota; Viridiplantae; Streptophyta; Magnoliopsida; Fagales; Fagaceae. The record is from RefSeq and is a predicted model, not a curated record. Gene Ontology annotation, cellular component: membrane. The transcript has 3 exons. Gene Ontology annotation, molecular function: metalloendopeptidase activity.